This is a messenger RNA of Hippopotamus amphibius kiboko, 2732 nucleotides long. It is a transcript of the gene EGLN3, whose product is annotated as egl-9 family hypoxia inducible factor 3. Lineage: Eukaryota; Metazoa; Chordata; Mammalia; Artiodactyla; Hippopotamidae. Gene Ontology annotation, molecular function: peptidyl-proline 4-dioxygenase activity; L-ascorbic acid binding; ferrous iron binding. The coding region runs from base 307 to 1026 and encodes 239 amino acids. The record is from RefSeq and is a predicted model, not a curated record. Gene Ontology annotation, cellular component: nucleus; cytoplasm. The transcript has 5 exons. Gene Ontology annotation, biological process: cellular response to hypoxia; peptidyl-proline hydroxylation to 4-hydroxy-L-proline.
GGCCGCCGCCUCGCCAGUGGUGGCUCGGCGUUUCCAAAAGGGGCCCUCCGACUCCUCGCUGGGCCAGUCCGGCGCCGAGUCGUGGAGCCCCGCACAACUCCCGCUGGUCCCUGAACGGGAUCCCUGCUCCCCAGAGUUUGCGAGCAACUUUCCCCUCUCCCUGGCGCCGCGGUGGCUCGGGGACCGUGGCCGCCGCAGGUAGCUGAACUCCGGGCCCCGCUCCCUGCGCCUCGGCUGGGCGCGCUCGCAGGUCGCUCUCUCCCUGGGUGCACGCUGGGGAUCCCCCAGCUGGGCUCUGCGGGCACGAUGCCCCUGGGACAUAUCAUGAGUCUGGAUCUGGAGAAAAUCGCCCUAGAGUACAUCGUGCCCUGUCUGCACGAGGUCGGCUUCUGCUACCUGGACAACUUCCUGGGCGAGGUGGUGGGCGACUGUGUCCUGGAGCGCGUCAAGCAGCUGCACUGCAACGGGGCCCUGCGGGACGGCCAGCUGGCCGGGCCGCGCGCCGGCGUCUCCAAGCGGCACCUGCGAGGCGACCAGAUCACGUGGAUCGGGGGCAACGAGGAAGGCUGCGAGGCCAUCAACUUCCUCCUGUCCCUUAUCGACAGGCUGGUCCUGUACUGCGGGAGCCGGCUGGGCAAAUACUACGUCAAGGAGAGGUCCAAGGCGAUGGUGGCUUGCUACCCAGGAAAUGGAACAGGUUAUGUUCGACAUGUGGACAACCCCAACGGCGAUGGCCGCUGCAUCACCUGCAUCUACUACCUGAACAAGAAUUGGGAUGCCAAGCUACACGGUGGGGUCCUGCGGAUAUUUCCAGAAGGGAAAUCGUUCAUAGCAGAUGUGGAGCCCAUUUUUGACAGACUCUUGUUCUUCUGGUCAGACCGCAGGAAUCCACAUGAAGUGCAGCCUUCCUAUGCGACCAGAUACGCCAUGACUGUUUGGUACUUUGAUGCUGAAGAAAGGGCAGAAGCCAAAAAGAAAUUCAGGAAUUUAACUAGGAAAACUGACCCUGCCCUGACUGAGGACUGACCCUGCCCUGAAAUCCGCUGGCCUCAUUCAUUUUAGUAACAGUUCCUGAAUUCGCUUUAAGAGUUGAGAUCCAAAGAAGGCCUCUUCUUCAGUGACUCAGUGACAAGAACCUACCCCCUACGGCUUACAUCAUUCACAUCCCUGUCUUGCGUAUGGUACUUUGUGUUUUCUUGCCAAGACUGCAUCUACCUUCAGACACUCUCUUUGCCAGACGAACUCAUUUGCUAACUCCAGAAAUACCUGCAUACACCCUAGCUGGCCAGCGGUUUAAUUGAUAGGUUUGGUAAUCCUGGUUAUCAAAGCAAGAACCUGGAAGCAUGGGCAAGGGACUGAAUCUUACUUGCACUUUAUGUACACUUCUGAUUUGAAAGGAGGAGGUUUGCAAAGAAAUAAAAUCGUGACAGAUGCCACGGAGAGGCAUCACUGAAGCCUUAACAGUAGGAAACAGAAAUUUGUGUCACCUGAACAAUUUCCAGAUGUUCUUAAUCCAGGGCUGUUGGGGUUUCUGGGGAAUUAUCACAACCUAAUGACAUUAUUACCUCUAGAAAGGGCUGCUGUCAUAGUCAUCAAUUUCUAAGUAUCCUGUGGGUGGACACUCCUUUUUCCUGGUCCUGCAACCUGGACUUUCUGCCUCUGUCCCAUUUUGCCGAAAAUAGGACUUUCUGAUCAAAGAUGACAACACCAUUUAUUUUCUAUUUUCACUUCUUACUUAGAGAAGCUGAUUCAUUAAUUAAUUGUUUUGGUUGCUUUGUUGAAAUGAAAUUUGAAUUUAAAUCAAAGGGGAAAAAAAUCUUUGUGGUAGUUUAGCGCCAACAACCUCUGAUAAUGGUGUCAAAAGACCUGGGUCUACUGCUAUACAAUAAAUGUGUGCAACUUGAACAGGUUGAGAUUGGAGAUGGAGUUGGAAAUGUGGGCAUUCCUAUUUUUCAGUUUUCCUUUUUAAUGAGCUCACCCUUCUUCUUUAACAAAAUUAAAAAAAUCGCAAAAACUAGGGUGCUAUAUUUUAAAAAGGAAAUGGAAAUAAAACAGCAAAUCCUGAAAAGCUGCUUGAGUUCUUUCCACGUUUUCUGACCUUAGUAAGCCUCUUUUCAACAGAUUUGACUCUCCAGGUCCACUGUGGUUGGCAAUGUGGCCAGAAUCAUGGAAUUUGCUAGGACUGUGGGAAGUUGUACUCCCACAGUAAACACAGGUUCUGCUGCCUCAAGAACUCUGUAUUGAGCUCCUGUUUUAUGAAAGUUACUCUUGUUUUCAAUUCCAUUUUCAUAUUUUUAAAAUCCCUGUAAUUUCUUGUUUGAAACUCCCAUGAACAUUAAGGGGCCAAAAAUACUUUCUUUGGUCACUGACAGAUACAUAGACUUUCGAAGAAAGAAGCAUAUUUGUGUGUGUGUGUGUGUGUGUGUGUGUGUGUGUGUGUGUGUGUGUGUGUGUGUGUGUCUGGUUUUAGAAAAUUUCCAGAUAAGACUUGCCUUCAUUCUCACGGCUGGUCUAUUUUUUUCCUAUAGUACUCAUCAGCUUCUAACUUACUAUGUACUUUACUUAUUUAUUAUGUUCAUUGUCUGGUAUCCUUUCUCUAGAGUGUUAGCACAAUGAAUACAGGGAUUUUUGUAUGUUUUUAAUCAAUGGAAUGUAUUCCCAGGACCUGAAAUAGUGCCUGGCAUAUAGUAAGGGCUCAGUAAAUGCUUGUUGAAUAAACUCACUCUCCUGCC